CAGUUUACAAUCAGAAUUCACGUCAGCUGGCUGACCUCAGCCCCUGUAUUAUGUGAAUUGUGUAAGCAAUACAUACAAAUAAAAUUGGUAUUAAAUAAAUAGUUUUCCCUAGAAAACAGAGGAUCACUUCAUAAAAAAUGCUGAAUUCAAUUUUUCGUGGUCUCCUGGGCACGGAGGAAGCUCCGACCAAAGUGAUAGAGGUGCGGUCAGACAACUACAUUUCAAGGCCGAUACACUACCGUGAAGAUUCGAUGUUACUAUAUGGACCAAAAAAUCCCCCAGACGGCAAAAAUACUAAAGAGAAAUACUACGAAAUAGUACUUCAUAAACCCUUUACUGAGAGCUUACAUCAGAUGUACAGCCUAUUUCGUGCAAAAACCUUAGAGUCAGCUGAGGAGAAAUUUAUAGUAUAUAAAGAAAGAAUACCUAUAUUUAUUAAGAUUACCAAAGAGUGCACAGUAGCGAUACUCCAGAAGCUGUGUGACACAUUAUCGGAACACCAAUCAUGGACGAUUGCUCACAUGGUCGCUCACUUCGGCCUGAGCGAGCUUUUCAAUGAUCCUGAGGUCCAGAAACAUAUUGAUAGCAUUGAUCCUUUGACUGGAGCUACACCAUUAAUGGUGGCUGUAAAAUCAUGCAAUGUCCGUAUGGUCCAAAGUUUAGUCUCUCUGAAUUCUUCGCUCGAUGUAAUUGACCUUGAAGGUAACACAGUGUUCCACUAUGCAGCAGCCAGCAACAAAGAAAUUAUUAAUGCAUUGGCCAGCAAGAGCCCUUCCUCCCUCAACGUCUACAACAAGCAGGGCUACACCCCCCUCCAUACAGCAUGCCUGGCCGACGCGCCCGAUUGCGUACGCGCACUCAUGUUGGCAGGCGCCGAUGUCAAUCUGACAGCUGCCAAACGAUCUACCAGCUUGUUACCAGCUCGUGCCGAUAGCAGCAUGACGGCUUUUAGAAAAUCUGCUACAAUACUGUCAGGCAUAGUAGGCGACUUGCUACACGACAACCAACCGAAACUAUACCAACAGGACAUGAAACACGGAGGCACGCCAAUCCACUGGGCCAUAUCCCGGGAAGUCAUUGAGGCACUCGUCGACAAAAACUGCGAUAUUAACGCUCUGAACUUCGAUGGGAGGACGGCCUUACACAUCAUGGUGUUAAGAGGUCGUCUCGAAUGCGCUAUGGCGUUACUCUCAAGGGGGGCUGAACAUUCUAUAGGGGACAAUGAAGGGAACACUCCCUUGCAUUUGGCAGUUAAACAAACGAACAUAGCAAUAGUACAAGCGCUGAUUGUUUUUGGUGCUAAUUUAGAAGCAAAGAAUAAUAUGGGCAAUACGGCGAGACAUAUUCUGCCUACGGAGAUGUCGAGCAGCAAUUAUGAUAAGAUUCUGUAUGUUUUGCAUGCUGUUGGUGCUAGAAGAUGUCCUCCUGAAGUAUCAGGCUGUGGUCCUGGAUGUUCAGCCCGAGGUGAUUACAAUGGAGUGCCACCUCCUCCCGUCGCCAGGAGUUCCACCAGGGACCUGGUCAGCCAGAUGCUCUCCGUCGCAGCCAUGGAGAGAGCUGCGUGUUACGAUACUAAUCAGAAGCAGGGACGGUUACUCUGCCUAGACGGUGGUGGCAUUCGUGGCCUAGUAUUAGUCCAAGUGCUAAUAAACUUAGAAGAAGCUGUAGGCCAACCUAUAAUCCACUGCUUCGACUGGAUAGCAGGCACCAGUACGGGAGGCAUUCUGGCCUUGGCCCUAGCCAGUGGGAAGUCGCUCAGAGACUGUCAGAGACUCUACUUUAGGAUGAAAGAAUUCGCCUUUGUUGGCAUGAGGCCUUAUCCUUCGGAAGCCUUGGAAACUAUACUGAAGGACUGUUUAGGUACCGAGACAGUAAUGGCUGACAUAGAACAUCCAAAGCUGAUGAUCUUAGCAGUACUAGCCGAUAGGAAACCAGUUGACUUACACAUAUUCAGGAACUACAAGUCUGCGCAAGAGAUUCUUGAUGACCACAAUGGAACCACAAGUCCUCACGCAGAAGCCGGUGAUCAGGCGUCAGUGGUAUCCCUGGCGGCGCCGCCCCCGCCUGCUGAACAGUUGGUGUGGCAAGCUGCCAGGGCCACGGGUGCUGCACCCUCGUAUUUUAGGGCUUCAGGCAGAUAUUUAGACGGCGGUCUAAUGGGUAACAACCCAACAUUGGACGUGCUAACAGAGUUAACUGAACUGAAUCUCGCGCUGAGAGCUACGGGACAACAUGAAGAGGCUAAGAAGACUAAUCUUAAAGUAGUCGUGUCUUGUGGUACAGGUCUAAUUCCAGUAUCGAAGUUAAAAGACAUAGAUGUGUUCAAACCAGAGAGUUUGUGGGACACUGCGCGACUGGCUUGGGGACUAUCAGCCAUCGGAGGUCUACUGGUCGACCAGGCGACUCAGUCAGACGGCCGCGUGGUGGACCGGGCCCGGGCGUGGUGCAGCGCGGUGGGGGUGCCGUACUACCGCUUCGCGCCGCAGAUGUCGCGCGACGUGGCGAUGGACGAGCGGCAGGACGACGUGCUCGUCACCAUGCUGUGGGAGGCGCAUGCCUACAUGUACGCGCACAGGGACAGGGUCAAUGAACUCGCUGCCUUGCUUCGGGAUGACCAAACAUCUAAAAAUUGAUCUGCACGAUAGAACUACACGGGUACGUAAACCAUAGCUUAUAGUUAACUAAUACGCAUAAUAUUUGAAUAUUGAAUGUAUAUUUAACAAUUUGUCUGACAUUAUAUAAAUUGGCAGGGUUUAGUUAAGUAAACAUCUUAGUUAUAUGUAUAAGGUAUUUUUUGUUUUUUUUUGCUCUGACAACUAGAACAAUUAAAGUAAACAAUAUUUGUUGUUGUUAUCACAUUCCUAGUAGGAAUAUUUGACAUUUAUGACGAUUUAGUUUUUAUAUGACGUAAAAAUCAUUCGGAUUUUCUGUCAUGAAAAUAAUAGUGCUAAGGUCUUUAUUUUUCGAAAAAACAUCACAGUUAAAUGUGCAAUAUAUUUUUCUGUUAUUUUUAUUUACUAGUAGUUUGUAAGUGUUGUAUGAAAUUGUUGUUUUUAUGAUUAAACCUAUACUAUCUGCAUGUAUAAAUUAAUUAUUCAUGAUGGCAACACUUGUAUUUUAAUUACAGUGUUGCUACACACUUUAGUCGACAAAUGUGAUUAUAAUAUAGCAUUCCCACAAUACAUUAUUCUUGACAUAAUAUACUUCAUCUUUAAUUGCAUUCCUUAAAGGAAUUUAUACAUUUUAAUGUAUUCCACAUCUUAUUUAUAAAUUGCCAUAAUAUAUUGCAUUUUCUGUA
This is a messenger RNA of Helicoverpa zea (corn earworm), 3298 nucleotides long. It is a transcript of the gene iPLA2-VIA, whose product is annotated as 85/88 kDa calcium-independent phospholipase A2. NCBI's taxonomy places the organism in Eukaryota, Metazoa, Arthropoda, Insecta, Lepidoptera, Noctuidae. Gene Ontology annotation, cellular component: mitochondrion. The coding region runs from base 138 to 2633 and encodes 831 amino acids. The record is from RefSeq and is a predicted model, not a curated record. The transcript has 16 exons. Gene Ontology annotation, molecular function: protein binding. Gene Ontology annotation, biological process: positive regulation of ceramide biosynthetic process; lipid metabolic process.